UAGCGGGAAUUCCUCCACGUGGUUGACCCUCGCGCUGUCGUCUCUGUCACUGUGUGGACACUAUCCCCUUUUGUCAGUCGACGGUACGUGUGGAGAGCUGGGAACGCAUGUUCGGCAGAGAGAACUCAAGUCCAACUACCACAAUUUCGUGCGGGAGCACCGAAGUCUUCAGGAAAGAAGAACUGCAGACCAGAGCGAUGGACGAGAAGCGCGGGAAACAAAAGAGACGCGACAGAGUUUUCAAAACAAAGACACACAACAGUGCCAAAACCCAGACUAAGACUGGUGGGGAUGUCCUGGCACAGAUAAAGGCUAAAGAAAACAUCGUGGCUCCCAACAACGGAGGACAAAGAGUCACCAUCUCUCGAGAGAGCGUUCCUUCUCUCUCCACUCAAAAGGUGGGGAUAUACAACAGAGGAAAGUCUUCUUUGACGGUGUCACGAGGACGGCCACUACAUGACAUUCAGCCGUCUCAGAAGACGGUGAGGGAGGCUCAGAAGGACCUGAAACGUGUACUGGGCUACAGCAGCGAUGAGAAAUCUCCCCGGAAACGAGUCUCCCCUCUUUCCGAGGGGGACAGAGACACCGCCUCUUCCUCUUCCCACGUGGUUACUGGAGGACAGCGCCCUGAGGAACCUAAACAAUCUGGCAGUGAGAUGGAUACGUCUCCUGAUAAACAGACGUCCACGAUGGAUGGCGAAUCUGUUCGUGCCAUUGCUCGCAGGAUCACUGGCGGGCUCCACCCACGGAUGGUCUACCCCGACUCAGACUAUCUCACCAACACAAAGGCAGAGCUGAGGAAACUACUCAAGCAGGGGGUGGACAGUUCCAGAGAAGCUAAAGCGGACAUGGAUUCUCUGGUGGCCUGCAGUCUCUCCAACAACCCUCCUGCCAAUGGAGUGUUCCUACUGCCUCCCUCAGUCACAGCAGAAGAUGAACCUAACGACUCGUUCUUCUCCCUCCAUCUCUACGAGGACCAAACCCCGGUCCAGCCUGACAUGACACCCAGUCCAGACUACCCCAUGGACAUGCUCCAGACUGCUGCUCUCUUUCCCCCCAUCUCCCCUUCCCCUGAGGCUGGUCCUCCCCUCCAUCUCACAGAGGUCGAACUCACCACCACCUCUGACCAUACAUACCCUCCUCUUCCACCCGUCGGAGAUCCAUUCCAAAUGGAGCCCACUCCUCCCUCCCCGGCGACCGAACCUCCGCAGGACUUUCUCGAUCUUCUGGACACCAUGCAGCAGGGGAACGUUGGGGAUGACCCUCCUAAUUUCCCCUUCCCUCGAGCUCCAGGUGCCAAAUGGCUACCGACACCUGAGCGACCACCCAUGUUCCGUCAGAAACUCUACUGACCGACCCACUCUAUGAUGUCAUCACAAUUCAAGACUCCUAAAGCACGUGCAUAAUUAUAACAGGAAUAUUUUUAAACCUUCAGUGAGAGAAGAUGAAUCAGUUCUAAUCUCAACGAGUCUUUGCAAUGUCGUCCAACAGUGCGCAGGCACCGUGCAAUGCAUUUCAAUGUGGUCAUCAUUUUGUGAGCCCCGAGAAGUCUGGAAAAUAACGUUGUCACCCUAUAUGACAUUGUGCUAUAGCUGACAUCAUGUCUGAAACGUUACCCUAUGUUGAUGUCAUGGUCAAACCAAUAUUUAUUAUCAGUGUCAUUCAAUGUCACAUUAUCUUAUGAUAUAAAAAACAACGUGAAUGUACAAUGUACAGCUAAAACGAUUUAAAAAUAUACCACUCGUAUUAUAGUGCAUAAUAAUUUAUGUACCUAUAACCACAGGGGCUACCCGGUUAAUGGGUUGAAGUUUACACGGAUUUUCUCUCCCUGGCUGAGCAUGGCCACAACGGGGUAAAAUCCACCCCGGGGUACCUCGCAAUCCACUUCCCCCACUUUCUCUCCGUUCUUUGUGAAGUAGACGAUGCAGGUCCGACGGUCAGGUCUUGCUUCUCUCCCUCUCCCUCCCUCCCGUUGCCUCUGGGCCAUCCUUCGCAGCACAGCCGCCUCCAUCAUCUGCUCCCUCCCAAACGGCCGCCUCCCUCCCCCGAAACGAAAGGGGCCUCCUCGUCCAAGGCCCGGAGGAAUCAGGAAAGGGUCUGGGAGCAGCAUGUCCCCCAGAAUGGAGUCGUCACUGUACGAUUCUUCAGAGAUGUCCGACCCUUCGCUCUCCGUGCCAUCUCCCAUCAGUAGUCUCUGCUGUACCGGUCGCUCUAGCUCCACGUCUUGUUCCGUGUCACUCUCUUCACUCUCUGACCCCACCUC
Molecule: messenger RNA, 2263 nt
Organism: Geodia barretti
Lineage: Eukaryota; Metazoa; Porifera; Demospongiae; Tetractinellida; Geodiidae
Source: the annotation of a GenBank genome assembly